Molecule: messenger RNA, 4449 nt
Organism: Mercenaria mercenaria
Lineage: Eukaryota; Metazoa; Mollusca; Bivalvia; Venerida; Veneridae
Product: small VCP/p97-interacting protein-like
Exons: 3
Coding region: 94-330 (78 amino acids)
Biological process (GO): negative regulation of VCP-NPL4-UFD1 AAA ATPase complex assembly; negative regulation of retrograde protein transport, ER to cytosol; positive regulation of autophagy
Cellular component (GO): endoplasmic reticulum membrane
Source: RefSeq, a predicted model, not a curated record
GGGAGGCAACUGUGUACAGACGAUUUUGGUUCCCGUCCUCAUAUUUGACCAACUCAGUGCAGAGAACCAGAUUUGUUUACUUCUGUGGAAAAAAUGGGUUCUUGUUUAGCAAUAUGUUUUAGAGGCGGAGGAGAUAUAGAUCAGCCGUCAACGGAGAUAAGAAGGCAGCAGCAAGCGGAGGCAGCAGAGCGCCGCCAAAGGGAACUUGAGGGGCGAGGGGUUAAGGAUCCUGAGGCUCUGAAACGUAAACAAAAGAGGCAAGAAGAAAUGGAGAAAGCACAACUUACUCAAGGACAUGGAGAAUCUAAUCUAAAGUGGCAGGUCUCAUGAAAAGAAGUGUUGUUAUGCCAUCAUCAUGCCUAUUUGGACUGUCACAUCAUUAACCUGUAAACUAUAGAUACAGUCACAUUGUUAAUCUGUAGAUUACAUUCUUAUUCAUCUGUAACCUGAAACACCAGUGAAUCCAGGAUUGUAUGGUUAGAAAAAAUAUCAUGUAGUUUUUUAUUACAAAUUUGUUCUGGUCUUACUUUUUAACUUACCUCUGUUGGGCUCUUUAAUUAAUACCUCUGUGUCCAUUGUCCAUGGUUGUGCAUCAUUCAUCACCAGCAGUUUUACUGUAAACACUCCAGAGGUCACAAUUUUUACCAAUUCUUAAUAUCUUUAUAAAACACUGUUAGAAUGUUUCCCUCAGUAAAGUCUAGAAAGAAUUUGUAACUGGGUCAUCUGGGGUCAUAAACUAGGUCACUAGGUCAAAUGGUAGAAAUCUUUGCUAACACUCAAGAAACCACAUUUUAUACUUCAGAGGACUUUGUCAGAAUAUUUGUCACUGUAAAAUCUAAAUUCAAAACAGGAUAACCCGAGGUCAAAAACUAGGUCUUUAGGUCAUAUCAUAGAAAAACAUUUUUAAUACUCAAUACACCACAUCUUAGACCUGAUCUUCAGGCAUUUUUGUCAGAAUGGGUUUCUCUAAGUAAUCUAGACCAAGUUUAAAAGUGGGUUACUUGAAAUCAAAUAUUAAGCCACUUAAAGGUUAAAUCAAAGAAAAAACAUCAUUAACACUGUAGAUGCAACAUUUUCUACUUCAUCUGAACAUAUUUUGGCAGACUGUUUGCCUAAACAAAAUCUUGCUCCUGUUCAAAACUGAGUUACCAGAGGCCAAAAGAUAGGUUACUGGUUAAAUCUUAAAAAAUCCUUGAGGCUGUAUCUUUUACCUGCUUUCCAUAAAACUUUAUCAGAAUGUUUGUCUCUACAAAACUUAUGCCAUGUUUGAAAGUGGAUAAUCUAAGAUCAAAACUAGAUGAUUUGGUCAAAUUAUAUUAAAACAGUGUUGAUACUCAAGAGGCCACAGUUUCUACCUGAUCUUCAUGAGAGGAGCACAGAAUGUUUGUCAAUUUAAAAUGUAGGAUACCUUUGUAACUGGCUCACUUUGGUUAAAAACAAGUUCACUAGGUCAAAUCGUUAAAAAACUAUGUUAACUGUCUACCUGAUUUACAUAAAACAGGGCCUAUGCCUUCAGGGCGCUCUUGUUUAAAGGUACUCAAAUAGGACAGAGGGCGGGAAAAACAGAAGUUUAUGGACAGUAAUUUUACAAGUACAUGAUAAACCGUUUGAAUUCAUAUUGUAGAUCUUUGUACCUUUAGAUAUAUUUUGCCAAAAUUUCAUUUUUUAAAAUGCGAACAAUUACUAUACAGUUCAUAUGUGUAUCUGUGUGAGUUUGUGUGGGUGCAUGUUUAUCUAUAUGAAGAAUUCUCUGUUACAUUGUUAUUUAUUACAACACUUGUGUAGUGUGUAAAUAUAGAGAAAACCUGUCAUACUAUACAAAUCAGCUGUAAAACAGAUGGAAUUUCUCUUCACUUUUUAUUAUACUUGUAAAAUGUCUGCUUAAUAUAAAUUAUAAGAAUGUUGGUAAAGAGCAUUGCAGCAGCCUAAAUGCAAUUUUAGGCCAAAAGAUGUUUUUAUGCAUGAAAUGGAUGUGAAGAUAUAAACAUGUUUUACAAACUUAGUGAAACUGUAUAAUGAUUGUUUUCUUACAGUGCUCAAUCCUUGUGUGUAAUCUUGAAUAUACAUUGACUUGGGAUACAGGGUAUCAUAUGGCACUUAGAUGUUAGCACUGGGUGGAUUUUAUGUAGGGCUGGGAGGAUUUCAAAAUUUUAAAACUGGUUAAUCUUUUGUAUGAAAUCGAACUGAACCAGUUAAUUGGCCUCCAUAUUGAAAAUGUUGUUUUCUUUCCUGACGACGGUAUCAAGGUACUUCCAGUAGUGGUUUAUAUUAGGAACUUACGAACUUUAUCCUUUGCAAACAAUGUGAUAAUUAGUCAUAUUUUUGUGUAUUUUAUUUUACACUUAUCACAACAGGCAAAUCCGAGACUAUUGACAUAGAAUGUUCAAUGUGUUUUAGUGGGAAUAUACUGCAGGUCUAUGUGCUAGUCAAAGAAAUGUAUAAAGAAUAGGUACAAUUCGUGAUGUUUGUUAUUUAAAAGCGAUUAGCGGUUUUGCAAAAUUGAAACCGGUUUCUCCUAGUAAUCGAAUCGGAUCCAAUUAACCGAGUAAUCGUCCCAGUCCUAAUUUUAUGUCUCUUUACAUUAUUUACAAUAUGUCUAAUAAGAAUCAUAAGCUUCUACAUUUUAUUGAACAAGAACUUAAUAAUCUUCUCCUUAUUGUACAGACAACACAUUUUAACAUCAUGAAAUAGCAUCAUGUCAUUUAGUCCUCAAGUUAGAAGAAGUCAAUAUUUGUACUAGCUUCUAUAUUUCUGCUUUCUUAUGUCAGGCUACACCUACACCUACAACAUCUUGGUUUAUUGAAUAAUUGUUUUAUCAGAUGUUAGGAAACUAGUAAAUUUUGCAAACUGAACCUUCAGUUCAUAUUUGCGUCAGUUAAAUUUCUUCUCACGUUACAGAUUGUUUAUUGAAGUGAAAGUUAUAAUAUUGUAACUUACUGUUAUGUCAUUAUAAUUUGAGAAUGACUCAAAUUACAUCCCAGACAAAUAUACUGAAAAGAUAUCACUGUUAUUUUGAUAACCACAAAUUCAUGCUGAUAGGAAGCCACUUUAACCAAACCCACAACAUAACAAAAUUUAUGCUCGUUGUAUAAAAAUGAUUUUACUGUUUAUACUGUUAAGUUGAAGAACAAUGCUAUCAUGGUCUUUCAAAUCAGUUUUGUUGUGACAUUAUCUUGCAAUAGAAAUGAGAAAUCAUUGACCCAUUAAUUGUAGAACUAAUUUAUUUAUUUUGUGUAUAUUUGUAUAUCUUUGCUGAGUUUGUAUAUUUACCAAGUGGUUUGAUGAGACUGAGUUUUUUUCACUUUUUACUUGUGUCUUUUUUGAAGGGGAGUUUAGUUUACAAUUUUUCACAAUGACAGCUAUGAUUUUGUUGUAGCAAAGAUAGGAGGUGCCUCUCUAUGUGUUAAUUCAGGCAUAGAGUUGCAUCAAUUGAGAACCACCAAUUAAAUAGAUUUAUAACCAGAGCAUCUAGGUUUAAGUUUCUUCACCACAUACCUGUCCACUUAUCUAAAAUUGCACUAUAAUAAUCCACCAUUUGGCCUUAUGCAGACUACACCAAAGUGCCAAAAUUCAAAAAGCAAGCCAUGUCUUUAUACGACCAAACUUGUUACUGAGUCAUGAUGACUCAGUUAUAUACCGAUAUAAAAGACACACUUGUUAAUGCUUAUUUUCAAAUUUCUGUCAACAAUAAAUAGAUAAACUGCAGUUUUCUAAGACCAUCUUCAAAAGUUGUGAACAACCAAUUAUUAGAAUCACACUUAUUGGCAAAGCACUUAAUUAGCUAGUGUUUGACAUGUAAGAAUAACUUUUUCAUUUCGUUGCAGUCUUCUAUAAUUGAAUGUGAGGCUUGUUGCACAAUCAUCUUUCAAUACAAAGAUUUCUAUGGUAUUUGUUUAAAAAAUAUGUUCUAGAAUUUGGGAUGAUCAAGACUUACAUUGAAGAAAGUUAUUGAAUAGUGUAACCUACACAGUUGUUGUGUACCUACGACCUUGCCUUAGCAGCCACCUGUAUUAAGCAGUCACUUAGCCUGCUAAAUUUCUAAAAUGGACUGUUCCAUCAUUCAAUUUGGGAAAUACCAUUUAUUAUUCCAAGGGGUGUUCACUGAAAAUUUACUGACUGAAUAGCGAACAAUGCAGACCAUGAUAAGCCUGUACGAAAGUGCAGGCUGAUCUUGGUCUGCACUGGUCGCAAAGGCAGAAUUACUUGCCACAAGUGGGCUAAGGGUUAAGCAGUCACUUAAGCAGUCUGUCAGGAAGCCAGUCUGUGUAGCUCCCUUGGCUUGCUGUCAAAUACAGGUUUGACUGUAAUAAUUAUAUAAUUCUGUGUGUUGUGAAAUAAACAUUUUAUAGAAUUUUUUUAAACUGUAUAAUUGCUUAAUAUAUUUAUAGAUGUAAUAUUAUAUUUAUCUUAAACUGUUUAUGAUAUUGUCAUUAAAUUAUUAAAAAUAUU